CUAAUUCACUAAAAAAUGAAAAUUCUGUUAUCAUUUACUCUCAUUACCCUCAGGUUGUUUCAAACCUAUAUACAUUUCUUUGCUCUGUUAAACACAAAGAAAGGUAUUUGUAGGAAUGUUAGCCAUUUUCAGUUCUGUGACAUCAUCCACUACAAUAGUAGGAAAAAAUAUUGUAUCUUUUAUUUGUUCUGUUGAACACAAAGUGAGACAUUUUGAAGAAUUUAGGGACACAAUAGUUCUGGGGCACCUUUGACAACUGUUUCAUUUUCCUACAAUGGCAGUCAAUGAUGUCACAGAAUUGAAAAUUGCUCACAUUCUAUCAAAUAUCUUUCUCUGUGUUCAUCAGAACAAAGUAAUUUAUACAGGCAUGUAAUGACAUGAUGCUGAGUGAAGGAUGGCAGAAUUUUCAUUUUAGGGUGAACUAUCACUUUAACAUCCUCUUAUCAUCAAUUUCCUUGUUUUGAGGACUUUUAUUAUGCUUUUUGUCACUUUAUGACAAAAAGCGGAAGAAAUGUGUGCGCAUGCGGUUUACAAAAUAAAACACUUUAUGGAACAUUUACUUCGUUGUCUACCCUCGAUUUGUUUGUAAUCUAAGCUAUUGUUACUAUAAAUAAGUGCAACUUUUCCCCAGGUCACACACAAGGUUUGUGAAUAAAAGUGUAACUGGCCAAUACGUGAAGUUAUUUGACUUUUAUGGUCAAUGUCCUGUCAUGUCAUCAUUUCUGGCGUUACAACUGCUCUUGACAUUUGGAUUAGCGAUUUUUGCUAAUGAAGCUAAAGGAUUUAAUGAAGAACGGGAUCCUGAGCCUCCGGACUGGAGAAAGACUUUAAAAAGCAUCCGGAACGGGAUCCAUGGGAUAGACAAAUACCUUAAUUUUGCUAUGGACAUGAUCGGAGGUUCAGAUGGACAGUGUCGAUACAAGUGUAGUGAUGGGUACACACCAAUUCCUCGCCCUAACUACAAGCCACCUCCACCCAAUGGAUGUGGUUCACCAGUAUUUGGAUUUCAGUUUGAUAUUGGGAUCCCAUCUAUGACCAGAUGUUGUAAUGAGCAUGAUAACUGCUAUGAUACCUGUGGGAAAGAAAAAAAAUACUGUGAUAACCAAUUCCAAGUCUGCCUUCAGUCUAUCUGUAGGAAUUUCCAAAAUACUCUAGGCUUGUCUCAGGGUGUACAAGCCUGUGAAUCAGCAGUGACUUUGCUCUUUGAUGCUGUCAUGCACUUGGGAUGUAAACCUUACCUGGAUAGCCAAAGAACAUCUUGCAUUUGUCACUAUGAGGAGAAGCCUGAUCUGUGAACAGUAAACAUUAAUCAUGAAGUCUGCUUGUUAUUGUUUUAAGAUACUACAGUGCUGAAUAAAACAUUUUUUCAGAUUCAUGUUAAUCAGAAAAACCUUCAACUUUCAGUAAAAACUGUUAGUCAUACCUUUACUUUAACUUAAGUUUUAUUAAUAACUUUAAUUUGAGCUUUUGUUCAGGUUUUAUUAUUUCAUUUUAAACAUGGAGUAAUCUAUCCAAAUAAACUUUAUUAAAAAGUGCAGCCCUUAAAACAUUGACCGAAACAUUUUUUGUGUCACAAUUUGCUUAACAAACAUCAAAAUGCCAGAUUAACUUUCCCAUCACCAAUUUAUUUUAUAGACUCGUGUUGUUAGUUUUAUGGAAAUGUUUGUGGUUGUACCUAUUAAAUAUUUGUUUUACUUUUCCUGUUCAUCCUUUUAUUUUUUUAAUAAAUAAACAACACUGACAGUAAUUUGACAACAAAUAAAUUAUUUUUAUUUUUA
Triplophysa dalaica is the source of this 1778-nucleotide messenger RNA. It is a transcript of the gene pla2g12a, whose product is annotated as phospholipase A2, group XIIA. The record is from RefSeq and is a predicted model, not a curated record. NCBI's taxonomy places the organism in Eukaryota, Metazoa, Chordata, Actinopteri, Cypriniformes, Nemacheilidae. Gene Ontology annotation, cellular component: extracellular region. The transcript is spliced from 4 exons. Gene Ontology annotation, biological process: phospholipid metabolic process; arachidonate secretion; lipid catabolic process. Bases 711 to 1295 code for a protein of 194 amino acids. Gene Ontology annotation, molecular function: A2-type glycerophospholipase activity; calcium ion binding.